Peromyscus leucopus (white-footed mouse) is the source of this 1911-nucleotide messenger RNA. It is a transcript of the gene Gbx1, whose product is annotated as gastrulation brain homeobox 1. Lineage: Eukaryota; Metazoa; Chordata; Mammalia; Rodentia; Cricetidae. Bases 33 to 1304 code for a protein of 423 amino acids. Gene Ontology annotation, molecular function: RNA polymerase II transcription regulatory region sequence-specific DNA binding; DNA-binding transcription factor activity, RNA polymerase II-specific. The transcript is spliced from 2 exons. Gene Ontology annotation, cellular component: nucleus. The record is from RefSeq and is a predicted model, not a curated record. Gene Ontology annotation, biological process: regulation of transcription by RNA polymerase II; regulation of nervous system development.
GGAGCAAGUGAAGCGUAAUUUGAGGAAGAUGGAUGAGUCCGGAGGGCGACACCCCCAGCCCGCCCGCCCGCCCCCUCCCUCCUUAUGAGCGAGGGAGCGCGGCGCCGGAGCCACACUGCGCCGAGCCCGCGCCCCGCCGCCACCUCGGCCCGCGCGCCCGCAGCGAGCCCUGCGUGUCCGCGCGGGGCGCACGGCGGGGCCCGGGCAGCGCCAUGCAGAGAGCGGCGGGCGGCGGCGCCCCCGGGGGCAGCGGCGGGGGCAGCGGCGGCCCGGGCGCCGCCUUCUCCAUCGACUCGCUCAUCGGGCCGCCGCCGCCGCGCUCGGGCCACCUGCUCUACACCGGCUACCCCAUGUUCAUGCCCUACCGGCCCCUCGUGCUGCCACAGGCGCUGGCCCCGGCGCCGCUGCCCGCCGGCCUGCCGCCGCUCGCCCCGCUCGCCUCCUUCGCGGGCCGCCUGAGCAACACCUUCUGCGCUGGGCUGGGCCAGGCGGUGCCCUCGAUGGUGGCGCUGACCACUGCGCUGCCCAGCUUCGCAGAGCCCCCCGAUGCCUACUACGGACCCCCGGAGCUCGCCGCUGCCGCCGCCGCCGCCGCCGCCUCUACCGCCUCACGAAGCAAUCCCGAGCCCGCGGCCCGGCGCACGGAGGGAGCGCUGGACGCCGACGAGCUGCUGCCGGCGCGCGACAAAGUGGCUGAACCCCCGCCGCCCCAGCCACCGCACUUCUCAGAGACUUUCCCGAGUCUGCCGGCAGAGGGGAAGGUGUACAGCUCUGAUGAGGAGAAGCUGGAGGCCCCAGCAGGAGACCCCGCGGGCAGCAGCGAGCAGGAGGAAGAGGGCUCGGGCGGCGACAGCGAGGACAGCUUCCUCGACAGUUCUGCAGGGGGCCCAGGAGCUCUUCUGGGACCCAAAUCGAAGCUGAAGGGAAGCCUGGGGACUGGCGCUGAGGAGGGGGCACCAGUGGCCACGGGGGUCACCACUCCCGGGGGGAAAAGCCGAAGGCGGCGCACGGCCUUCACCAGCGAGCAGCUUUUGGAGCUGGAGAAGGAGUUUCACUGCAAGAAAUACCUGAGCCUGACAGAGCGCUCCCAGAUCGCCCAUGCCCUCAAGCUCAGCGAGGUGCAGGUCAAGAUCUGGUUUCAGAACCGCCGGGCCAAGUGGAAGCGCAUCAAGGCUGGCAAUGUGAGCAGCCGUUCCGGGGAGCCCGUGAGAAACCCCAAGAUUGUGGUGCCCAUACCUGUGCAUGUCAACAGGUUUGCUGUGCGCAGCCAGCACCAACAGAUGGAGCAGGGGGCCCGGCCCUGAUGGGGGUCCUGGGGUCCAGAAGGCAAAGGAUCAGCACCCGUGCCUGCCCACGACUCCCUGGGGGCUGCCGACGAGAGGGGCGUGGUGGACCCUGCUGGGGAGAGGUCAGCUGUGCUCCUGGAUUGCAGACUGGAGUGCGUGGCCUGGGACUGCCCUGGAGACCUCAGAACUGGCGGUCUCAGGGGUGCAGGGUUCAAAUGCUGACCUCCGAGAGCUUCUGGAGCAGAAGUGGACUCCUGGGGUAGGGGUAUGAAAUGCCCAGGACCUAGAGGGUUCCAUGGCUAAGGCCUGAGGGGGCAGCUUCUAAUAGAGGGGAGAAGGCCUGGGUGGCACCAGCCUGGGGCCACAGUUCCUUAUUUAUUUUGUGUAAAGUUUGUAUAUAUGGAACUAUUUUGUCUUUUGUCUGUCUGUACCCCAAAGGGGGACUGGGAAAACUGCUUCCUUGAGCUUCCCCCAGUUAGUCUCACCCUGCUACCGCUUUGUGAAGGCGCCAUCUCGCUGCUCAGUAUAAGGACAUGCAAAGACAUGAGAUGGAACUGUCACGGCCAAAGUGGGGGGUUCUUAAGCAGCCCACCCUUCCACUCUUAAGCAUCCCUCCACAGUGCAU